Molecule: messenger RNA, 1079 nt
Organism: Arabidopsis arenosa
Lineage: Eukaryota; Viridiplantae; Streptophyta; Magnoliopsida; Brassicales; Brassicaceae
Source: the annotation of a GenBank genome assembly
AGAUACAAAAUUAAAUGGACCAAAACCGCAUUCACUUGGUGUUAAAAAGGUUGAGUGUGCGUACAAGCGUCAAACGAGACUCAUGCGAUGGGAGGAGAGAGUGGUGAAGAUGAUCCCAUAAUUCACUUUGUGUUUGUUCAUGGGGCUAGUCACGGAGCUUGGUGUUGGUAUAAAAUCAUCACUCUUCUAGACGCUGCCGGAUUCAAAUCCUCCACUGUCGACCUCACCGGUGCUGGCAUCAGUCUCACGGACUCUAACACCGUCUUCCACUCUGACCAAUAUAACCGUCCUCUCUUUUCUCUCUUGUCCGACCUCCCUCCUUUCCACAAAGUCAUACUCGUUGGACAUAGCAUCGGUGGAGCAAGUGUCACGGAAGCUCUAUGCAAGUUCACAGACAAAAUCUCCAUGGCCAUUUACAUCACGGCUUCCAUGGUUAAGCCCGGAUCCAUCUCUUCUCCAAAUAUUUUAAACAUUCUUGAGGGAGAAGAAGAAAUACAUGACUACACAUUUGGUGAAGGUACCGAUAAGCCACCCACUGGCUACAUCAUCAAGGAGGAGUUUAGACGCCAUUAUUACUACAACCAAAGCCCUCUUGAGGACAUAACUCUAUCAUCAAAAUUGUUGCGUCCUGCUCCUAUGAGAGCCUUUCAAGAUCUUAAUAAGCUGCCUCCAAAUCCCAAGGCCGAGAAUAUUCCUCGAGUGUACAUCAAGACUGCUAAGGACAAUAUAAUUGAUCCUAUGCGUCAAGACCAAAUGGUGGAGAACUGGCCAGUUUUUCAAAUGUAUGUCUUGGAGGAGAGUGACCAUUCUCCUUUCUUCUCUGUGCCAACUACCUUAUUCGAUUAUCUCCUUCAUGCGGUUUCUUCUCUCCAACGAUAAACUUCAACUUCAUGUUGUUGAUUAAUAAUUUCUGUGUCCUUCGUACAUUUCCCUCUCAUAGCUAAUUCAAUGAGAGGAAUGAUUUGGGUAAUAAUAUGAGAAUUUGUUUGGAAGAUGAUUUGGUAUGAGAUUAUGAUUUUUUUUAGUAGUUUCUGUUUAAUGUUAUUUCUUUUGAGUUUAAAUAAGCUUUACAAAUGCAC